AUGUUUUUAUUUAUUUACCCAACUCAAGAUAGUACUGCUUCAAAUCAGAAAGAUAAAAUUCAAAAUGCAUUUUACGAUAAAAGAACCACUCUACGAACAGAAGGUUACAUUCAGAAAAAUGCAAGUGUUAUCAAUCAUAACAUUUUAUUCCAAAUUAUUCAAAAUCUUACAAACACCAAGGCUCCGAACUUAAAAUCAAACGUUUUCGAUAAAAUGCUGUCCGAUGAAAUGCUAUCUAUCAAGAGACAUUUUUAUGAUAAAGAUGUAAGAAGCACAACGUCUGUCACGACCCCUACUAAAAACAAUCCUCCCACUCCAACUUUAGAAUUGAAACAAAAAUGGCCUCUAAUAGGGUUCACUGAAAAGCCAGUUAAUAUAAUCAGGAAUGAAAACUCAUUGAAAACUAACAAUAAGAUUAGAAAGAUACUACCAGCUUUCAAAAUUGGCGAUAAAAGUGACAAUAUUGAGGAAGAAUUGCAGAACGUGGAGAAAACCAUAGAUAAAAACGAUAAAGUUUUGGGUUUGAGAAGCUUACCUGAAGUAAGGCAACCUUCUCACCGUAAUAUUUACCAACAAACGGAGUACAAGAUGUGUACAUGUAUGAAAACAAAUCCAUCUACUUGUAGUCACCGUUGUACUGGAGGCUCGACUGCUUGCUCUCACAGUACUCCCACUAGCAAUUGCCUUCAUUGUACACAAACAAUUCCACAAUAUACCGUUUCCCCUGUAUAUUAUCAGCCAUACUUUGUCGGUAUGACAACACAUGUACCGUAUAUAAACGCUUACUAUCAUCCCGAUGUGAUAAACGAGUUAAAAGUUCCAAGAAAACCGAAACAUAGAAAAACUACUACACCUCAUAUCGACAAAGAAUUAUAUUAUGACACCGAUGAUCCUAAUUCGGACCAGCAUAAAGAUAACUAUGAUGAAAAUUUAGAUUAUUAUGAAGAUGUAAGUAAACAUAAUAAAAAUGAAGAGAAAGAGCACACUAUAAAAUUACAUGCGGUUGAAAGAGAUGAAAAAGGGAAACGUAAACAUAAGCACAAAAAUUGCCAUGUGAAGGGUGACACUCGAAAAAAACUGGUUCAAGAUAUCUUUGAUGAUUUGAAGACUUAUUACAGUGAUUCUGUGAUAAAAGAUUGCUAUUGUACAUCCUCGUCUUCAUUGGUUGACAUCAAUAACUUUGUAUUGUUUGUUGCGUAUCUCUUAUGUGUGCUAUAAAUAAUUAUAAUCCAAUAAA
This is a messenger RNA of Ostrinia furnacalis (Asian corn borer), 1237 nucleotides long. RefSeq lists its product as uncharacterized. The transcript is spliced from 2 exons. The coding region runs from base 1 to 1218 and encodes 405 amino acids. Lineage: Eukaryota; Metazoa; Arthropoda; Insecta; Lepidoptera; Crambidae. The record is from RefSeq and is a predicted model, not a curated record.